Molecule: messenger RNA, 1071 nt
Organism: Brassica napus (rape)
Lineage: Eukaryota; Viridiplantae; Streptophyta; Magnoliopsida; Brassicales; Brassicaceae
Exons: 2
Coding region: 1-1071 (356 amino acids)
Source: RefSeq, a predicted model, not a curated record
AUGCGAGUCAAUCAGGAUGAGAAAGAGUUUUCUGAGUGGCUUCUCAAGGUUGGGAAAGGUCGUCUAGAAUCAAGACAAGAAUAUGAGGAUGAUGGCUACCAUGACCAAUUCAUAAAUAUCGAUGAAUCUUUGAUUUGUCAGAGUUUUGUUGACCCAUUAGAAGGAGUUGUUGAUGCCGCAUAUGGAGAAAUCAACAGACCGAUGAAUUCCCAGACUUCCUACACUGAUAAAGCUAUACUCACACCACGUAAUGAAACCGUCGAUGAAAUCAAUGCUUACACCAUCUCACGGACUGACGGGGUAUCAAGAGAUUACUUCAGCUCAGACAGCUUUGAGUUAUCAGAUACUACAUCAGAUCAAAAUGAUACAUUAUACGCCGAUGAGUAUCUCAACUCAUUGGAAUUCUCGGGUUUGUCUUCGCACAAACUAACUCUGAAAGUUGGUGCCCCAGUUAUGCUUCUGCGAAACAUAAAUCAGAAAAAGGGAUUAUGCAAUGGUACACGAAUGAUCCUAACCCACGUUGGUGAUCGCAUGCUCAAGGCCGAGAUUAUCACUGGCUCCCACAUUGGAAAAGAGGUCUUGAUCCCAAGAAUUGUGCUUUUGUAUGAUGAAACAAAGUUACCGUUCACAUUACGUCGGCGACAAUUUCCUAUCAGAUUGUGCUACGCAAUGACAAUCAACAAAAGCCAAGGUCAGAGUUUAAAAGAGGUCAUCUUAUAUUUGCAUAAACCGGUGUUCUCUCAUGGUCAACUUUAUGUGGCCCUCUCACGUGUCACAAGCAAAGCAGGAUUAACGAUCAUCAAAACCGAUCAUUUCCACCAGCUGAAAGUGAAGAACAUAGUCUACAAAGAAAUAUUCAAAGGCCUUCCUCCCGACAAAGAUUUUGUGGGAAGCUCACAACAUGGAAUGCGUGCUCUGGAAACUAGAGUUCACGGUCAAGAACUUGCGAUGGAUGAGAUAUCUUAUGACUUGGCAGUUUCAAAUUGGAGAAUGAGAGUAACUGUUCAAAUGAGAGUAACAGUUCAGGCAGAAACAACUGUUCUCUCAUUCCCUCCUGGAAGUUUUUAUUAG